Molecule: messenger RNA, 3042 nt
Organism: Drosophila hydei
Lineage: Eukaryota; Metazoa; Arthropoda; Insecta; Diptera; Drosophilidae
Gene: Nadsyn
Product: glutamine-dependent NAD(+) synthetase
Exons: 6
Coding region: 281-2788 (835 amino acids)
Biological process (GO): NAD+ biosynthetic process
Cellular component (GO): cytoplasm
Molecular function (GO): ATP binding; glutaminase activity; NAD+ synthase (glutamine-hydrolyzing) activity
Source: RefSeq, a predicted model, not a curated record
UUUUAUUUUAUUUAUUUUUUAUUCUUCAAAGUCUCAUAUAUCGAUAUAUCGCUAUAAUUGAACAUCACUAUGCGGUACAAUUUAGGCCUGCUGCCGUCCUUAGAGGUCAUAUUUCUUCGUUUUGUUUACUUUUGCAAUAUUUUUUACAUUAUUCACGUAUGUUGAAUUUUUGCAGCGUUGAAACAAGAUUCUAGUGUAAGCCGCUGUGGAAAUAACUUAAGAUAUUGAUAAGAAUUAGUAUACAUGCCUGCUUGCUUACGAAUGCAAAUAUAUUGUAUCCAUGUUACACAAGCUUCCUCGGUUGGGACACCACCAAAUCGUUUUUCGUCCUUUCAGAAAUUUUGAUUCGACUCAUUGUACUGCAGCUGAUAACAGCCUAUUUAAGACUUUCAAUUAUUCAUUGAAAACACUACUCUUUGCUCGCAACGAAAUGGGACGCAAAAUAACUGUCGCAGUAACCACUCUCAAUCAGUGGGCUCUCGAUUUUGAGGGAAAUUUGGCCAGGAUUUUACAGUCCAUACUGGAGGCUAAGGAUAUGGGUGCCAGUUAUCGAACUGGGCCAGAGCUGGAAGUAUGUGGCUACAGUUGCGAAGAUCACUUUCGCGAACCAGAUACAUUUCUUCACUCUUGGGAAACAUUCCUGGAAAUCAUGAUGUCCCCUUUUUGCGAGAAUAUGCUAGUGGAUGUGGGCAUGCCAGUGAUGCAUCAGAAUGUCGCGUACAAUUGCCGCGUGGUAUUCUUUAACCGUAAGCUGCUGUUAAUACGCCCAAAGAUGGCAAUUUGUGACGAUGGCAACUAUCGUGAGUCACGCUGGUUCACUGCCUGGACCAAAGCGCAGAAAACUGAGGAAUAUUUUCUGCCCCGUCUUAUCACGCAACAAACUGGCCAAGAAACUGUACCAUUUGGUGAUGCGGUAAUCGCGACUCGUGAAACGUGUAUCGGGUAUGAGAUAUGUGAAGAGUUAUGGAAUGUUCACAGCAAGCAUAUAGAGAUGUCACUAUCGGGGGUUGAGCUAAUUGUCAACGGCUCUGGAAGCUAUAUGGAGCUUCGUAAAGCACACAUUACCAACGAUCUUAUAUGUAAUGCAAGUUUUAAGGCCGGGGGUGCUUAUCUUUUCAGUAAUCUACGCGGCUGUGAUGGCCAAAGAGUUUAUUUUAAUGGUUGCUCAGCCAUAGCGCUUAAUGGUGAACUUUUGGCGCGAGGCAAGCAGUUUGCCCUACAAGAUGUUGAGGUUAUCUUGGCCACAAUUGAUCUAGAAGAAAUUCGGGCUUACCGUGUUAGUCUCCGAUCGCGAUGUUCAUCAGCCGCCAGAAGUGUAGUUUAUCCUCGAAUUCGGUGCGACUUUGAAAUGUCUACACAUGAUGAUAUCCUUAAGAGCCCAACGCCACCGCUGCACUUUACGUAUUCCACACCAGAAGAAGAAAUUGCGUUGGGGCCUGCCUGUUGGCUUUGGGACUAUCUACGACGUUCCGGUCAAGGUGGCUUUUUUUUGCCACUCAGCGGAGGAGUUGAUUCCAGUAGUUCUGCAGCAAUCGUUUACUCCAUGUGCCGGCAAAUAGUAGAGGCCGUGCAACAUGGCGAUGCGCAAGUGCUAUAUGAUAUACGCAAAAUACUUGCCGAUUCUGACUAUACUCCGAUUAAUGCAGCAGCGCUAUGUAAUCGACUUUUAGUCACAUGUUAUAUGGGAAGUGUCAACAGUAGCAAGGAAACACGAUACCGUGCCUCUCAACUGGCAAACCAACUGGGCAGCUAUCAUAUUGAGAUCAGCAUCGACUUGGCAGUAAACGCAUUGCUUGGGAUUUUUAAUGCUGUAACGGGAUUAACACCAGUUUUUCGUAUGCAGGGCGGCUGUGCUCGACAGAAUUUGGCCCUGCAAAAUAUUCAGUCGCGCAUUCGCAUGGUAUUGGCUUAUGUUUUUGCACAAUUAAUGCUUUGGGUUCGCAACCGCCCUGGUGGUUUGCUUGUUUUAGGCUCCUCUAAUGUUGAUGAAUCGCUGCGCGGAUACCUAACGAAAUAUGAUUGUUCCUCGGCGGAUAUUAAUCCAAUUGGCGGUAUAUCCAAGACGGAUUUACUACGAUUUCUGGGUUAUGCCAAAAAAAAAUUCAAUCUUACUGUGUUAGAAUCAAUCAUCGACGCUCCGCCCACUGCCGAAUUAGAGCCAUUGCUGGAAAAUGGGGAGCUGCUUCAAACAGAUGAAGAGGAUAUGGGAAUGACCUAUUCAGAAUUGAGCGAAUAUGGGCGCCUACGUAAACAAUUUUUUUGCGGACCUUACAGCAUGUUUUGCAGACUCGUUGCUACCUGGAAAAACGAUCUAAGUCCAAAAGAAGUCGCAGAAAAAGUUAAGCAUUUCUUUCGCUGUUACGCCAUUAACCGACACAAAAUGACUGUACUGACACCAUCAGUUCAUGCCGAAAUCUAUAGUCCAGAUGACAAUCGCUUCGAUCAUCGACCAUUCCUUUAUCGCGCGAACUGGAGUUGGCAGUUUAAGGCUAUUGAUGAUGAGGUCGAUAAGUUACAGCCGGUCUACAUUCCUCUUUCCACACAGUUAAGACUUAACAGCGGUGAGGUCUUGCCCUUAGUUGACACCAGUACACAACAAUCUUUGCACAUGGAUGACUCAAAGCAUUCGUCUUCGAUGUCUUCUGUAUCUUUAGACGUUGGCGCGUCUACUGCAGGCCCGCCUUGUAUUGACAAUCUGGAAACACAAGGCACAAAGCCCAGCGGAUUUUCAAAGGUCCACGUGAAUGUUCUCGGCAAGCUGAAAGAUCGCACUGGUAUACCAGUGUAAAUAUUUGAUAUUGGGAUAAUUGCACAGUUUUUGUUAAAUGUACCCGUCUUUUUUAUUACCCAGCCAUUAAAAGCUACGACGCCUUUUUGCCUGUUAGGACAGAAAGUCCCCUCAUCUAAGAUAGAUUUUUUACCUUGAAUAUAUUAAAAAUGGAAUAUCAGGGUAUAAUGGUUUUGACAGGCAGAAAGGACGUGUCAGAACCCAUAAAGUAUAAAUAUAUAUUUUUUAAAUUUAAGUUCAGUUGGAAAUUGUAA